AUGUCCGAAUCAAAAGAAUCCCUCCUCGCCAAAGCGGAAAACAUCGACCCCCCACCAGCCUAUGAUGCCAAACCAAACCCUCGAGCAUCCCUCCCUCGACCACCACCCCUCGCCCUCCCCGUCCUCAAUGAACUCCGCUCAAAGCGCGUUAUCCUAGCCUCCUCCUCUCCCCGCCGUCGCCAGAUCAUGUCCCUCCUCGGCCUCCCCGCCAUCGAAAUCAUCCCUUCAAACGCAGACGAAGACUUCCCCAAAACAAUGGCUCCAUUCGAAUACGUCCUCGCCACAGCAACUAAGAAGGCGCAGGCAGUAUACGGGAAGGAAAUUGACAACGAGGAAAAGGGCGAACCGGGCUUGAUUCUGGCGGCGGACACGGUCGUCGUGGAUGUGUCGGACGGAUCAAUUCUCGAAAAACCCCGCUCCGAGGCGCAUCACAUCUCCAUGCUCAAGUCGCUGCGCAACGUGCAGAAUCAUAAGGUUUACACGGCUGUUGUUGCGAUGGCGCCGCUGGCGAGUGCGCGACAGCCUGGGUAUGCGAUUGAGUCGGCCGUUGAGGAAACAUCGGUGCGGUUUGAUAGCGAAGUCACGGAUGAGUUGAUCCUGGCAUAUGUACGAACAAGAGAAGGUGUGGAUAAAGCCGGUGGAUAUGGAAUACAAGGGUUAGGGUCGGUUCUUGUUGAGAGGAUUGAUGGGAGCUAUGAUAAUGUUGUGGGGUUGCCGUUGAAGACGACAUUGAAGGUUAUUGAAAAGGUCAUUCGCAGGGCGGAUGAUGAUGAUCAGUUGGAUGGUGAAGCUGGUUUGUCAGAAGAAGAGGAAGAGGAGUAG
Messenger RNA from Aspergillus wentii DTO 134E9, 822 nucleotides. RefSeq names its product nucleotide diphosphatase. The record is from RefSeq and is a predicted model, not a curated record. Lineage: Eukaryota; Fungi; Ascomycota; Eurotiomycetes; Eurotiales; Aspergillaceae. The transcript has a single exon. Bases 1 to 822 code for a protein of 273 amino acids. Gene Ontology annotation, molecular function: nucleoside triphosphate diphosphatase activity.